AUGCCGAGAUUUGAGGCCCAGAAGUCUCCCAUGGCUCCUUAUCACAUCCGACAGUACCAGGACAGUGACUAUAAAAGUGUCGUGGAUGUGUUCACCAAGGGCGCAGAAGAGUACAUCCCCGCCACCUUUCGCCAUGUCCUGCUGCUGCCCCGAACCCUCCUACUCUUAAUUGGGGUGCCCCUUACCCUGGUCCUGGUGUCUGACUCCUGGCUCCUGGCUGUUGUAGGCAUCUUCUUUCUGCUUCUACUCCUACGGUUCCUUGCUGGACAGCCCUGGAAGGAGUAUGUGGCCAAGUGUUUGCAGACAGACAUGGCUGACAUCACAAAGUCUUACCUGAAUGCACGUGGCGCCUGCUUCUGGGUGGCUGAGUCUAGGGGGCAGGUGGUGGGCAUAGUGGGUGCCCUGCCAGUCAAGGAUCCUCCAUUAGGGAGGACUCAGGGGCAGUUCCUCCACCUGUCUGUGUCCUCACAGCAUCGAGGACAGGGGAUAGCGAAGGCACUGGUCAGAACUGUCCUCCAGUUUGCAUGGGACCAGGGCUACAGUGAUGUUGUCCUUGAGACUAGCGCCUUGCAGCAAGGUGCUGUGACCCUCUACCUGGGCAUGGGCUUCCAGAAGACAGGCCAAUACUUCAGGAGUAUGUUCUGGAGGUUAGUGGAUAUUUGCUUUAUUCAACUAAAUUACUCCUUCCCUUCUGCCUAG
Molecule: messenger RNA, 699 nt
Organism: Arvicanthis niloticus (Nile rat)
Lineage: Eukaryota; Metazoa; Chordata; Mammalia; Rodentia; Muridae
Source: RefSeq, a predicted model, not a curated record